ACAUCCGAGCAGAUUUUUCGCUUGCCGUAUAGCUGAAUGUUAUAUCACAAGCGAGGCUCACACCGCGGGAGAUGGCGGUUAGUGCUGUGAGAUAUCUCACUCUCCUUGUGCUCUGCAUCGGGCUACGAUCUCACUAUGCAAAGGCUCAAAACAACAACAAAACCCUUAGGGAUCUCUUUAAUAGUACGUCUUGUGCCACACCGCCUUACAUUUGUCCACAUCCACAGAUAGAAUUCUAUCUGUAUACCAGAGAAACCCAAAAAACUCCUCUUCUGUUAGAUGUUCGAGACUUCGAUUCGCUUCAAAAUUCCGAAUUUAACAAGAACCAUCCCACAAAAAUUAUUAUUCAUGGUUUCGGCGGUGGGCGAAACUUAGCACCUAGCACGGAUUUACGAAAAGCAUAUUUCACGCGAGGCGAUUACAAUAUUAUAAUUGUGGAUUAUGGUUCGUUGGUACGCGAGCCUUGUCUAUCGCAGAUCUCGUGGGGACCGGACUUUUGUUCCCAAUGCAUCGCUCAGUUAGUGACGUACUUGAAGAAUCAUCCACGUGGCACAAGGGUGGAAAACAUACACAUACUCGGAUACAGCGUGGGUGCGCAUAUUGCCGGACUGGUCGCGAAUUAUUUGCCCGAUGACAAACUCGGAAGAAUUACGGGCCUCGAUCCAACGAUAUUUUUCUACAUGAACGGCAACCGAUCGAUGGAUUUAGACGAGACAGAUGCCCAUUUUGUGGACGUGAUUCACACGGGAGCCGGUAUUCUGGGCCAAUGGGGACCCAACGGUCACGCGGACUUUUACGUAAACGGCGGCUCGAGUCAACCCGGAUGCGCCACUUCUUCCAUACUCCAAACACUCUCGUGCGAUCACACAAAAGUGACACCGUACUACAUAGAAUCAAUUACGACAACAAAGGGAUUCUGGGCGGCACCGUGCGCAAAUCUCUUCUCUUAUCUAAUCGGAUGGUGCAAUCCCAAAAGAGAAGAGUACAUCUUGAUGGGGGAGGAUACUCCUCAUACAGCGCGCGGCAUCUUCUAUCUGUCAACAAACGCACACAAACCGUACGCCCGAGGACUGCCCGAAAAAAGCCAGCGUCGGACAAGUCGGAAGCGAUCGUCCUCCCGCCAGUAUUAAGUCUGCUGAAGCAACUGAUCAACAUAAUUAUAGAGUAGAAUGUGGAUCUGGUCGUUUUUUUUUUUUUUAAGCAUCUCGUAUUGCUUUUUUUUUACAUAGUUAUGGCGCACAUUGUACAUUUGUAGUCGUUAGAUCUUGUUACGUCUUUCUUUUUUCUUCGUCCUUUUUCUCUUAUUUAAAAUAUUUUACUUGACUGCUGUAAAAAGCGUAAAUUUUGCGGAUUUUGCGCCGCGUUAAGACAGCGACGAUCAAAAUCGCCGUCCAAGCGAUGGAAUAGAUUAAGUAUAACAAUAUGUAAUUUAUAACUCUCGUGUGUUUUUACUGUAUAAUUAAUUUAAGUCUGUUAGAAAUACGAAAUAUAUAUUUUUAACUUAUACAAAAAGAACUUCCUCUGGUGCGUAUGUUUGCGUUAAGAGGCCGUGCAAUUUUUUUAUUUGUAAUUCCGAUCUCUUUCUACUUACCGCACACACGUUUAAACUAAUGAUUACACACACGCGGGUACGUUUGCAACAACAUCAAGCCAUUUAUGUUAACAACAAUAUUUAUUACAUAAUAAUUAUUACGGUAUAGUAAUAACUUCUAUAGAUUUACAAUACAUUGUCGCACUAAACCUUAAUAGUAUGUAAUAUAAUAUGCGGUGGAAUGAUUACAGGUUUUCAUCGAUACAUUCACGUUUCAAAUCGGAGUCUCUUUGAUGAUUCCAAUUUAAAAAUGGAUUCUCUUCGCGCGAGAGUGUUCAAAUGUUUUUCCUCUUUCUUCCGUCUUUUUCUCUUUAAAAGAAAUGAUCUCGUAUGGAUUGAUGAUCCUGUCGCAAAUGAUGCUCGCGACGUCGUCUGCACUAACGUGUACAAUAUGUGUGUGUGUGUGUGUGUGUGUAUACAUACAUACGUACAUACAUACGUGAAUACACACAUUUACGCACAUUUAUGUCGCAGACAGAUCACUGAAUUGUUCGCAGGAAAAAGAGAGAGAAAGAGAAAAUUAAAGAAAGUUUUGCCAUCUAACGGUUUUCCAAAAGAGAAUCGUAUAGAUAGAAGGGUAACUUUCUUUUUCUCUUCGCCGAACUCUUCAGUAUCCGUCUUAACGUACGUUGAUAAGAUCUCGAUACACCUACUUAAUUUAAUGGAAUUUACAAACGACGCCCAACGAGCAUCCUCCCGACGAUAUAUCACGUUAGCCAAAAGAAAAAUGUGUAUAAGACAAAAUAUUACCUUGUCGUCGUCAAAAUUGAAUCUUGAUAAUCUCUCUUGAUGAUACAAACAGUCGACACAGUGCAAAAAGUGUAAAUAUAAUUAUUUGCGUUAAUUAAAAAAAAAAAGUAACUAACAGGUUUUAAUUUUGUUACAGAGAAGAGUUGUUGAAAAUCGAUUUUUUUCUUGAACCAAAAAUUAAAAAAAAAAAAAAAUCGAAUCAACACUCAAUUGCUCUUUUCAUUUUAUGUUUCUUUUGCUUGCGAUAGUAUUUCGGUAUUUUCAAAGGAUGAUUAUUGUUAUUGUGCUGCUCCGACAGUUUUUUUUUUUUUUUUUCAACUACAUAAUAUGGCAAGAGAACGUUGCGUACAGCUGUAUACACCGUCGAGCACAUAUAUAUAUAUGUAUAUAUGUAUAUAUAUCGUCGUUGCAGCGCGGAACUGAAUCAAAAGAGAUACAAACGCAGUGCUCAUAAAAUAGCUUCAAUCGCAUCGAAGACA
This is a messenger RNA of Pseudomyrmex gracilis, 2820 nucleotides long. Its product is annotated as pancreatic lipase-related protein 2-like. The coding region runs from base 72 to 1130 and encodes 352 amino acids. Gene Ontology annotation, molecular function: lipase activity. The record is from RefSeq and is a predicted model, not a curated record. Lineage: Eukaryota; Metazoa; Arthropoda; Insecta; Hymenoptera; Formicidae. Gene Ontology annotation, biological process: lipid metabolic process. The transcript is spliced from 7 exons.